Messenger RNA from Naumovozyma dairenensis CBS 421, 2295 nucleotides. It is a transcript of the gene YCX1, whose product is annotated as Ycx1p. Gene Ontology annotation, molecular function: monoatomic cation transmembrane transporter activity. Gene Ontology annotation, biological process: intracellular calcium ion homeostasis; transmembrane transport; monoatomic cation transport. The record is from RefSeq and is a predicted model, not a curated record. Gene Ontology annotation, cellular component: membrane. The transcript has a single exon. NCBI's taxonomy places the organism in Eukaryota, Fungi, Ascomycota, Saccharomycetes, Saccharomycetales, Saccharomycetaceae. The coding region runs from base 1 to 2295 and encodes 764 amino acids.
AUGAUAAAUCUGAAAAGAUGGCUUGUUCUAUUAGUAUUUUAUACAGCCAAUGUAUUGAUAUUCAUCCUAUCAUGGAAUGAUCAAAGUAAUUCCAAUAUAUGGAAAUAUUACAUAGAUCCAAUAAUACUAAUAAGUUAUUUCAUUACCUUAGCAUUAAUCACUACAGAUUGUCUAACGCCAUCCUUAUCAUAUGUUUCCAAAGAAAUAUUAUAUAUAUCUGAUAGAGUCUCUGGUAUGACUUUAUUAGCGUUAGGUAAUGCUAUCCCGGAUAUUACAUCUACUUAUCAAUCAAUGAAUUCGGGUGUUCCAUCGUUAGCAUUUGGAGAACUUAUUGGUGGUAUUUUCUUUUUAGUCACAGUUGUUAUUGGUUUAAUGGGUAUCACUGGUGAUAUACAUUUGAUGCCAAAAAAUAUCGGAAAUCAAGAAAAUGAUAUUGAAGUAGGACAAGAGGUUGAUUCUUGUUGGGAAAAUGAUAGCACCCUUGUUUAUGAACGUGAUAUGUAUAUUCAAGAUACAUUGACAUUUUCAAUAAUGAUUUUUUUAUCUGGAAUAUUUCUUUCUAAUGGUGAAUUGAAAUUGUGGGAAUGUGUUCUUAUGGUAAUGUUAUAUUGUGGAUAUAUUUGUAAGUUGAUUUUUUUCAAUUAUAAAUACUGUUCCAAUGUGGAAUUGUGGUCUUCUUCUUCGUUGUCGUCGUCAUUAUCAUCGUCGUUAUCUGUUGGUUCUCCCUCCUAUUUCCCACAACCGUUGGAGACUUCAAGUAGCCUACAUUUAGAUACGAUGAAUAAUAAUAAUUUAGAAACAUUUAGAUGUGAUACUGAAGAUUUGGCUCAAAGUAUACAUGAUCAUGAAAUUGAUAAUAUUGCAAAAUUCAAUGAAGGUAUUGCAUCAAGAAGAGAGCAAAUAAAGAAAAGGAUAAGAAAAUAUCUUAGAUCUAAUUACCAUGGAUGGGUGAAAAUGUCAUUAGAUGAUUGUUUAAAUAUUUGGGAAAAUCAACGAUUAUUUGAGAAUGAAGUAUCCUUAUUAGAAAAAAAAUUUGAAAAUGAAGAUGGUGAACUCAGUUCAUUGCUUCAGAAGAGAAGAACUGUUUCAUUCCAAGAAAUGUCGUUAAAUACAAAAGUAUCACCUGUUCUAACUACUCGAUAUCAAACCCAGAAUAAUGAAAACAAUCGCAGUAUUCACGGUAUUGAGCAAGAAAAUGCUAUGGACAAUGUAGCUUCCAACCCUAACCCUGAUUUAUUGAAACUUCCUGUUGCAAAAACUCAAUGCAAAUUCUUAAGCUGUGAUCAUAUACCUAUUACUAUGUCUAAUGAUUAUAAUACUAUGACUAAUGAUGAACAUUCAUUAUUUUUCCAUCCAUCAGAUUCCAAGAUAUCAUUCACUCAUGAAACCAUUGGAUUAAUUCCAAAUGUCUCACGGAGUGUCAAAUUAUUAAACUAUUUAAAUGAUGCCCCAUUUUCAUGUAGUAUUUCAAGAUCAGAAUUCUCCACUUUAUUGAUUACGACACCAAUAUCGUUAAUAUUGGCAUUACUAAUUCCAUCAUUAUAUAAUAAAGAUAAAAAUGUUGAUGGUGGUACGAAAAUCAAUCAGAUUGCUGGUUUUCAAUUAAUUCGAUUGUCAUUAUCACCUAUCAUUGGGAAAUUCUUACUUACAGAAACGUUAGAGUGGCAAGAUUUGAAAAUUUUAAUUCCAAUGAGUGUGAUAUUGUUUGGCUUGUUAUUAUUAAUCUUUUGCAAGUAUAACGGUGAUGAUGAAGAGAGGAGGAGAAAAGUUGAUGGUAAAAUUAUAUCUAUACUUGGAUUUAUUUUAUCGAUACUAAUGAUAUCUUUCAUUGUGCGUCGUGUCGUGGAACUAUUGAUUAAAUGGAUGGAAACUUUCCAAAUAUCCGAAACUAUAUUAGGUCUGACCAUAUUUGCGUGGGGUAAUUCUGUUGGGGAUCUUGUAUCUAAUAUCACUUUUAUUAAAAUUGGUGUUGUAGAUAUUGCAUUAGGUGCAUGUUUUGGCAGUCCACUUUUAUACUUUCUUUUUGGGGUAGGUAUUGACGGAAUUUUGAUUAUGAUAAAGAAACAAGACAAAGUUGGAGAUGAAAUCAUGAGAAAUUUUUGGAUGAAUUCGAUUCUUUUCGAAGUUGAUUUUAAUUUAAUUUUAAGUUGUGUUGGUAUUUUAAUUUCGUUUUUCGUAUUCAUUGUUAUAGUUCCAUUAAAUCAUUGGAAAAUUGAUAAAAGUGUUGGUUGCGUUUUAUUACUUAUUUAUUUCAUGGUAAUGGGUGCGAAUAUUUAUUUUGAGGGAAGAAGCUAA